Doryrhamphus excisus (bluestripe pipefish) is the source of this 3398-nucleotide messenger RNA. RefSeq names its product potassium channel, subfamily V, member 2a (gene kcnv2a). Gene Ontology annotation, molecular function: voltage-gated potassium channel activity. Gene Ontology annotation, biological process: protein homooligomerization; potassium ion transmembrane transport; action potential. The record is from RefSeq and is a predicted model, not a curated record. Gene Ontology annotation, cellular component: membrane; voltage-gated potassium channel complex. NCBI's taxonomy places the organism in Eukaryota, Metazoa, Chordata, Actinopteri, Syngnathiformes, Syngnathidae.
AAAUAAAUUGAAUUAAAUUCUGAACCGGAAUCUUGUUCCAAUGGUGGCUUUCUGUUAGCAGUUUUACCAAGGAGGAAGAUUAUUAAAUUCAAAUCAUAAAAAAAUCACCUCUUUGAGUGGAUGGCUGGGUAGAAAACCUCAGUUCAAUUCAAUUUGACCAAACUUUGUGGUAAUACAAUAAUGGUUCAUACGUGGCAUCUCCUGCAGCGCUGGUGAACCAGAUUGGUGUAAGUAGGAGAGGGAUAAAGAAAGGAUAAUACCAUCUAAAGCACCCAGAUCAUCCAAGAUACUCCUGUCAUUGCUUCUGCGUGUGCGCAAUGAUUGGAUUUUUAUGCAAAUGCACUAAACCUUCUUGUCUCACCUGCUACAUGCCCAUUUUUGUGUGAGAUUGCUUGGUCUUGCAGUUUCUCAGCAUGUUGCAACACCUGAGAGCCCGAAGUAGGAGUUUGUUCCCGAGCUACAAACACGGCAGCCAGACUGCAGCCUUCAGGGAACCGGAUGACUUUCUGGAUCUUACAAUGAUCUUUCUGAAGCCAUGGAAUUCUAUGCAGGACCUGGGCAGAGACAUCUAUGAUCUUUAUGCUGAGGAUGAAGACGAGGAUCCAUCCACAACCCGUAUGCUGUUAUCUCCUGCUAAGGACUUCACACUCAACAUCAAUGUUGGUGGAACCGUGUAUCAUCUGCCCUACAGGCUAGCAGCCAGGUAUCCGAGAACCCGGAUUGGCCGUCUAGCUAUCUAUACCGACCACAGUAAGAAGUUGGACCUGUGUGAUGACUAUGUCGUCCACGGUAACGAGUUCUUCUUUGACCGGGACCCUGCUAUUUUCCACUACAUCUUCAACUAUUACAGGACUGGGAUGUUGUGCAUUAAAGAGGAACUUUGCCCCCGCCACUUCCUGGAGGAGAUCAACUACUGGGGGGUCAGAAUCAAGAACUGUCAGCGCUGCUGUCGCAUCGCAUUCGAAGAGCGGCAAGACGAGCUGAACGAGCAGCUGAGAAUCCAGAAGCAACUGAUGGCUGAGGUGGAGAUGGAGGAGAACGAGGCCUUGUAUCGCAACAUGGCCUUCGGGCACACGCGUUGGAAAAUCUGGAACAUGAUGGAAAAGCCUUUCUCCUCAGUUGCCGCCAAGCUGAUAGCGGUGGCGUCGUCCAUGUUUGUGCUGAUUUCGCUGGUUGCCAUGACGCUGAACACGGUGGAGGAAAUGCAGUACAAGACGCCAUCAGGGCAGCCGAGUGGCAGGUUCUACGGCGAAUGUGUGGAGACUUUCUGCAUCGCCUUUUUCACCCUGGAGUACGCUCUCCGCUUGCUGUCCACCCCGGACCUCAGAUGUUUCGGACGCAGCGUUCUCAACUCCGUCGACCUGAUCGCCAUCUUGCCGCAUUACCUGCAAGUGAUCCUGGAGUUUUUUGACGAAGAGGACGCACACAUGCGCUCUGGCGACAUUGAGACCAUGGCGCGUGUCGGAAAGGUGGGACAGGUUCUGAAGAUCAUGCGUCUGAUGCGGAUCUUCAGGAUUCUCAAACUGGCUCGUCACUCCACAGGCCUUCGAGCGUUUGGAUUCACGCUGAGACAGUGCUACCAGCAGGUGGGCUGUUUGCUGCUUUUUAUCGGCAUUGGGAUCUUUGUGUUUUCAGCCAUGGUGUACACGGUGGAGCACGACGUUCCCAGCACCAACUUCACCUCCAUCCCGCUCGCCUGGUGGUGGGCUUCUGUUAGCAUUUCCACGGUGGGAUACGGCGACAUGCUUCCAGAGACCAACCUGGGCCGCAUCUUCGCCUUCGCCUGCAUCUCCUUCGGCAUCAUCCUCAACGGCAUGCCCAUCUCCAUCCUCUACAACAAGUUCUCCGACUACUACGGCAAGCUCAAGUCACAGGAGUACGCCGCCGUCACAAAGGCUCGUGGCAACGUGCACUUUGCCCAGAGGGCGGCCAAGAAGUUUGUCGAGUGUUGCGAGGAUGCGGCGCAGCUGAAAGCAUCCCGACCGCAGUGUCAGUUCCUGCUAACACGGCAGCAUGGAGAGCUGACGUUAAAAAGGACCACCUUUCUUGAGCAAACUAUUAAUUGAACUAAAAGGUAGCACUGCUAUACAGAUACUUGUAGUUUGAAAGUAUUUCAAUAAGCAGAAUUAUGGUUAUUUAGGUGAGAAAUGCCUAUUGUUGCCGUAUUUCAUGAACAAAGAAAUUAUAAUUUUAUCUUUUUAAUCAUUCUAGAUGUAGACAUCUAUAUUUCAGCAGCAGGUUAUACAAAGGUGAAAGAGUUUGGAUACUACUCCUGUUCUCUGGUUUAAUAUUGUUUUGUACUCAUGUUUCAAGAACCUGCAAUAAUUGGAAGAUGAUAAAAUGAAAUGCAGGUAGCUGCUGAAUUAUUCCUUUAAGGCAGGGGUCUCAAACAUGCGGCCCGCAGGACACUAGUUUGAGGCCCCUGUCUUGAUAUGAAAGUUUAAUGUUAGUGCGGCCUGCGCAAGUUUGAUAUGGAUGCUGUAUGGUAUCAUGUACCCAGACAAAAAUAUUACGUUUGAUUGUUCAUGUUAAAGGUUAAAUAACUUAAUAGUUAUCCUCCCUAUCCGUGUGGAAGUGGUAAGUUUUUGGCUAUUUAAGUUUAAAGGAAAUAACUUGAAGGCUACCGUUUAGGUCGCUAGCUCUCUAGUUUGCGAGUUAGCAUGUGUCUCAAGACCCUGCAGUUGCGCAAUAUGUUGUAAAUAAGAGCAUAAAUGUGACUAUAGUCGUGUUUUGUCAUGUCUACAGCGCUCUAAUAAUGCUUUAUUAAUUUUAAUCUGAAAAAAAUAAUUUGUCUUCCCCAACUAUAUGUGGUUUCUUAAUUUUUAAUUAUUUGCUGUUUUAUUAUAUUUAUUACUGAUUGAUUUUCUUUAUUCUUGAUCUUAUUUUUGUAGAAAAAUAAAAAUUAAGAUAUUUGAGAACAGUGGAAUGUUUUCAGAGCUUUUUUUGUAGAAAAUCGGAACCAAAGCAAUGUUAAUUUUUUUUGUUUUUAAUAAAUGCGUUUUUUGGGGGGGGAAACCUGAUGCGGCCCAGACCCUAGCUCCAGUGGCCCCCAGGUAAAUUGAGUUUGAGACCCCUGCUGUAAGGGAAAAUAAAACAGCUCUUUUGUGACUAUAUGGCUUGAUAUUCCCUUAUUGUUAAAUACUGUACUCUUUAACCCUUUAUACGGCAAGUAACCAUAUAUGGUAACUUGUACAUGGUUUAAAAACUUAAAAAUUGCAGUUUUCUGACGCUAGGGGCCCGACACUCUCGGCCCAAACAUAAAAACUAACCAUAAGUUGAUCACAGUCACUCUGUAUGUCACUGAGUAGUUGUGCAAAAUGUUAAUACAGGUGUUGUUUCUGUAGGUUUUGUAGAAAGCAGUGAAUUUUGAGGCUGAAAAAUGCUAACACCAUAGCAUA